This is a messenger RNA of Caenorhabditis briggsae, 474 nucleotides long. The record is from RefSeq and is a predicted model, not a curated record. The transcript has 2 exons. Lineage: Eukaryota; Metazoa; Nematoda; Chromadorea; Rhabditida; Rhabditidae. The coding region runs from base 1 to 474 and encodes 157 amino acids.
AUGGCCGAAGAGGCAGCUGAAAACGUGCCAGUCCCCCCUCCAUUGCCGUGGAAUGGGAAUUUGCACCUGAUCCGAUAUUUGGAGCACAUUCUAGACGAGUUUUUGGCAGCUAGAAGACCUCGUCAUAUCGAAGACCUGGAACCUCUCCAUGACCCCUUCGAUUUUCUACGUUGGCCACCUAUUCCUCAAUUUGAAAUGGAGCGAGAACUGUUCCUCGAGCUCCAUCACCAGGGUCUUGACCAUCAUUUGGAUAAUGAGAAUUUCGAUUUGGAAGACAUUUUUGAAGAUCAGGAGAUUCUUCUGAAUCGGCAGAUGGAGAUGGAUUAUUGGGAGGAUGAGGAAGAGGAACUUGAAUUGCCAGAGUUUGAAGAGGAGGAUGAGAUGGACAUGGUGUUUUUUAUAGAAGAAGAAGAUGAUGAAGACGUGGACGAUGAAGAGAUUCCCGAUGAGCUGUUUGAGGUUCCAAUGAUUUAA